This is a messenger RNA of Rhopilema esculentum, 1367 nucleotides long. RefSeq lists its product as uncharacterized. The record is from RefSeq and is a predicted model, not a curated record. NCBI's taxonomy places the organism in Eukaryota, Metazoa, Cnidaria, Scyphozoa, Rhizostomeae, Rhizostomatidae.
GGCCAGUGCAUACGCCUGUGCUUGUGCUUUACUAGUUCUAAGGCUGGUGCUGGUGCUGGUGCUGGUUCUGGUGCUAGUACUGAUGUGGGUGCGUGGGCUGGUCCUAGUGCUAGUGCUGCUGACUGUGUUGGUGCUGGUGCUGGCGCUGGUGCUGGCGCUGUCGCUGGUGCUGGUGCUGGUGCUGGCGCUGGUGCUGGUGCUGAGGCUUGGGCUGGUGCUGUUGCUUGUGUCGGUGCUUCUGCUGGUGCUGGUGUAGGUGCUGGUGCUGGCGUUUGUGCCUGUCCUGGUGCUCAUGCUGGUGCUGGUGCUGGUGCUUGUGCUGGUACAGGUGCUUGUGCUGGUUCUGGUGCUGGUGCUUGUGCUGGUGCUUGUACUGGUGCUUUUGAUGGAGCUUGGGCCUGUGCUAAUGUUUGUGCUGGUGCUACUGCUGGUACCGGCGCUUUUGCUGGUGGUGGUGCUGAUGCUGGUUCUAAUGCUUCUGCUGUUGCUGGUGUCGGUGCUGGUGCUGGCGCUCGUGCCCGUACUGUUGCUCAUGGGGGAGCUGGUGCUGGUGCUUGUACUGGAACAGGGGCCUGUGCUGAUACCUUUACUAGUGCUGGAGCUGGUGCUGGUGCUGGUUCUGUUGCUAGUUCUGAUGCUGUUGCUAGUGCUUGUGCUUGUUCCUGCCCUGGUGCCUAGUUCCGGUGCUGGUGGUGGUGCUCGUGGUGGUGCUGGUGUUGGUGCUGGUGCUGAUGUUGGUGCUUGUGCUUCUGCUGGUGCUGGUGCUAAUGCUGGUUCUGAUGCUAGUGCUAGUGCUGGUGGUCGUACCGGUUCUUGUGCUGGUGCUUUGGCCUGUACCAACGUUUGUGCUUGUGCUUGUACUAGUUCUAAGGCUAGUGCUUGUGCUUGUGUUGGUGCUGGUGCUUCUGCUCCUGCAAGUGCUUGUCCUGUUGUUUAUGCUGUUGCUGGCGCUUCUGCCUAUCCUGGUUCUUAGGCUGGUGCUUGUGCAGGUGGCGGUUCUGGUGGUGGUGCUGGUGCUUUUGCUUGUGCUUCUACUAGCGCUGAUGGUUGUGCUGGUACCGGUUCUUGUGCUGGUGCUAUUGCUUAUGCUGGUGCUUGUGGUUCAGCUGAUACUGGUGCUAGUGUGGUGCUGAUGCUGGUUCUUGUGCUGGUGCUAUUGCUUAUGCUGGUGCUUGUGGUUCAGCUGAUACUGGUGCUAGUGUGGUGCUGAUGCUGGUUCUGAUGCUUCUGCUGGUGCAGGUGCUGGUGUCGGUGCUGGUGCUGGCGCUUGUGCCUGUCCUAGUGAUCAUCCUAGUGCUGGUGCUUGUGCUGGAACAGGCUCUGGUGCUGGUGCUUAUGCUGAUACUUGUAUUGGUGCCAGUGCUGAU